Molecule: messenger RNA, 3244 nt
Organism: Centrocercus urophasianus (Greater sage-grouse)
Lineage: Eukaryota; Metazoa; Chordata; Aves; Galliformes; Phasianidae
Gene: SPAST
Product: spastin
Exons: 17
Coding region: 130-1971 (613 amino acids)
Cellular component (GO): microtubule cytoskeleton
Molecular function (GO): ATP binding; ATP hydrolysis activity; microtubule severing ATPase activity
Source: RefSeq, a predicted model, not a curated record
GCGCUGGGAGCGCUGCGCCUGACCGCUGUCAGCGCUCCUCCCCCGGGGUCGAGUGAAAGGGGCGUCGCUCGCUGCCGCCAUGGCUGGUUGUUGUCAGUCGCUGGCAGCGGGUUAUGGCGACGGCGGUGAAUGAAUUCUCCGGGAGGCAGAGGGAAGAAGAAGGGCUCAGCCGGCUCCAGCUCCGCGCCUCCCGCCGCCGGGGCCUUCCCCUCCGCGCCGUCCGGGCCGGCUUCCCCCGCGCCGCCGGCGGGGGCGGCAGCGGCGGCAGCGGCGUCCCCGCACAAGCGGAACCUGUACUACUUCUCGUACCCGCUGUUCGCUGCCUUCGCCCUGCUCCGCUUCGUCGCCUUCCAGCUCGGGCUGCUGGUCGCCUGGCUCUGCGAGCGUCUCUCCCGCGGCGCACUCAUGGCCGCCAAGAGCAGCAGGGCCGGCGAUGCGCCCGAGCCCGGCGGGGCGGCCGAGCGGGUGCGGGCGUGCCACAAACGGGCCUUCGAGUGCAUCUCCAUGGCGCUGCGCAUCGACGAGGACGAGACAGCAGGACAAAAGGAACAAGCUGUUGAAUGGUAUAAGAAAGGAAUUGAAGAACUGGAAAGAGGAAUAGCUGUCUUAGUUGUUGGUCAAGGUGAUCAGUGUGAUCGGGCUCGACGUCUGCAGUCUAAAAUGAUGACAAAUUUGGCAAUGGCCAAGGAUCGCUUGCAGCUUUUAGAGAAGCUGCAGGCAGAUUUGCAAAUUUCCAAGCCGCAAAUGGAGGUCUAUAAUGACAGUACUAACCUGGCAUGCCGCAAUGGACAUCUCCAGUCAGAAAGUGGAGCAGUUCCAAAAAAGAAGGAUCCCUUAACACACACAAGUAAUUCCCUUCCACGUUCAAAAACAGUUGCAAAAACUGGAUCCACAGGCCUUUCAGGCCACCAUAGAACACCUAGCUACAGUGGGAUAUCAAGUGCUUCUGUGUCUAGACCAGCAACAAACCCUACAACUUCAACUCACAAGGCUGCUCCCAAAAAUAGCAGAACAAAUAAGCCUUCUACUCCUACCCCUGCUGCUCGAAAGAAGAAAGACAUGAAAAUAUUUAGGAAUGUGGACAGUAAUCUUGCUAAUCUUAUCCUGAAUGAAAUUGUUGAUAGUGGGCCAGCUGUCAAAUUUGAUGAUAUCGCAGGGCAGGAACUGGCUAAACAAGCUUUGCAAGAAAUUGUUAUCCUUCCUUCUCUUAGACCUGAGUUAUUUACAGGACUUAGAGCUCCUGCACGUGGAUUGUUGCUCUUUGGCCCACCAGGAAAUGGGAAGACAAUGCUGGCCAAAGCAGUUGCUGCAGAAUCAAAUGCUACUUUCUUCAAUAUCAGUGCUGCAAGCCUAACUUCAAAAUACGUGGGUGAAGGUGAGAAAUUGGUGCGUGCUCUAUUUGCAGUAGCCAGAGAACUGCAGCCUUCUAUAAUUUUUAUUGAUGAAGUUGAUAGCCUUUUGUGUGAAAGACGAGAAGGUGAACAUGAUGCUAGCAGGCGUCUAAAAACAGAAUUCUUAAUAGAAUUUGAUGGUGUGCAGUCUUCUGGAGAGGACAGAAUACUUGUGAUGGGAGCAACAAACAGGCCACAGGAGCUUGAUGAUGCUGUUCUCAGACGGUUCACCAAACGGGUAUAUGUAUCUUUACCAAAUGAGGAAACGAGAUUGGUUUUGCUAAAGAAUCUUCUAAGCAAACAAGGAAGUCCGUUGACCCAAAAAGAGUUGGCACAGCUAGCAAGAAUGACAGAUGGAUACUCUGGAAGUGAUUUAACUGCAUUAGCAAAGGAUGCAGCAUUGGGUCCUAUCCGAGAAUUAAAACCAGAGCAAGUGAAGAACAUGUCUGCCAGUGAGAUGAGAAAUAUUAAAUUAUCAGAUUUCACUGAGUCUUUGAAGAAGAUAAAGCGUAGUUUGAGCCCUCAGACACUGGAAGCGUACAUUCGUUGGAACAAGGACUUUGGAGAUACCACGGUGUGAAGCACUACUUUAAGUGGAACGGAAUGCUGCCUAAGGAGCAGGAGUACAGACUACUGGAAAGCAGCCAAAGUUUACAGGACUUGGCAGAUCUUUGAGUAUCUGCGUUAAAACUUGAGAAUAUGAAAAAAAUUAUACAAUGUGAAAUAAAUUCAUCAAAGCCUCCUUGCCGUUUAGUGAGGAUUUACACACUGUAAGUAAGAGCACAAUAGGACUUUGGAUAAGAUUCCUACCAAUCUGAUCAUAGUUUGAACAGUAUGCAUAUUUUGUUUCAGUUGGAAGGCUCUGAUGAUAUUGAUCAUUGGAAGACCUUUUCCCUAUGUUGUGUGUUAUUUUCGUUUUUAAUUCUGCUAUGACAUUAAUGUCUGGCUUCCUGGUAACUACUAAUAGUUGGAUUUUUUUGUAACCUUUGGUUCUGCUUUUGUCUUUUUUUUAUUUUACCUUUAAUGUGCCAAAUAAAACAAAUUCCCUGUGUAAAGAUGAAGAACAGCAUUGGGGGAUUACAACUAUCAAAAUGUAAAAUGCAGCUGGUCUGUUAUUAUUUGUCUUUGUUUAGUUGUAUGUGAGUGCAUUGUUCAUGGAACAGUUCUAGAAAAGACCUUUGAUAGCAGAACAGCAAAAAAAGAAAAACUACAAAACCAGUUCAAACUGUUUUGUUUUUUUUUUUUUUUAAAAGUAAAAUACUAAAUAAAAAGUAGACUAAGACGUUCACUUACUGGCAGUAUUUUCUCUUAAUGCAAUUUGUAAUGUUUCCAUUGGUAGAAUGUUAGCUUAUGCUUAUGGUGUGCAACUUGAAGGCCAGCUGUUUGAGAGAGUAAGUGAUGCUAAUUGUCAAGUUUCAGAAAUGUGUUUCUACUUUGUAUUUUGGUCUGGCUCCAGCCAUUGAAAGUGAAAUUUCCAUUGUGUAAUUUUUUUAAUCUACACAUUUAACCUUUAAACAUAAGGCUACAUGUUUAAUACAUUGCGAACAUUAAUGUUUUUAUAGCUUUCAUAUGUUUUGGUUUAUAUAUUAAAGUAUGAAACACUCAACUGAUCUGCUUUUUUUGAAAGAAACUGCAUCUUUGUACAAAUACUUGGAUUUUUAUUAUAUAAAUGACAAGCUAUUAAAAAAAUGUGAGCCUUUAAAUGCUGUAAUAAAACAUCUCUGCCUUUACUUCUAAAGGCCUGACAUCUUGUUUACAAAUUCUGCAUCAAUCAAACACUGAGAUGUUUGUAAGGCAGAAUGCUAGUUCCUUGUUAGAGCAGUUUUAAAAUUAAAGACAUCUCUCCCAACUUA